AUGCGCAUCCGGAAGCCAUUUGCUGGUGCCUUCGUAGCCCUCAUCUUCAUCAGCGCCGGCGCCGGCUUCUCCCCACCCGAUUACAAGAUCCCCUCAUACAAGCAAUCGGAUAAAGCACUACACUUCAUCGCCUUCUUCCUACUCACACUAUGCUUUUACUGGAUACUAGAAACGAGUAGGAGGAAGGUCUUGCAGCUCACCUUUACCGUGUGCACGAUUGGUCUGGGAGUCGCAAGUGAGGUCGUACAAGGGCUGUUGCCUAUACAUCGCGACUUCGAUUACUACGACAUCAUAGCCAACGUUCUCGGUUCGCUCCUCGCUCUCGGCCUAUGCAAUUGGUACCACAAGCGCAUGCUCGAGCGCAAACGGGCUGCGCGCGGAUAUACAGCCGUCGCGGGUGACGAGGAGCGGGAUAUUGAGUUGGGCGAGAACCCCGAAGGUCAGGAAUCUGGUGUUGUCAGAACUACAGUGGACGAGGAGCUUGAAAGAUGGGACGAGAACGCGGAAGACUGGGAAACAACCGAACCCGAGCCGUCGAAUGGAAAGAGUCUCGAAGAUGGGGGUGAUUUGGGCGAGGGCAAGAAGCGGAACGACUAA
This is a messenger RNA of Alternaria ethzedia, 597 nucleotides long. RefSeq lists its product as uncharacterized. The record is from RefSeq and is a predicted model, not a curated record. The transcript has 3 exons. Bases 1 to 597 code for a protein of 198 amino acids. NCBI's taxonomy places the organism in Eukaryota, Fungi, Ascomycota, Dothideomycetes, Pleosporales, Pleosporaceae.